AUGGCUGCGAAGAAGGUACCCGGCACUGGCCUGCUCGUGCGCCUGGCCGGCUCGCUCAUCGAUAAGGACUUCUUCCCUCUGCUGCUCGCCGCCGAGCCCGAGAAAUUCGAUGUCUUCCUGCUCGUGGCCGGCGUGGUUGGCGCCAUGUGCGCCGGCCUACCCUUUCCCUUCUUAGGAAUCCUGUUCGGCAAGCUGGUUGACGACCUCAAUUCCUCCUCCUGCGAUGACGCCCCCGAUCCCGCCCGGCUGGAACACGCCGUGCGCCAGAAAGUCGUGCUGGUCGCCAUCGUAGCCGGCUUCAACUUCGCUUUGAUUUAUACCUAUAUGGGAUGUUGGACCCUGUUUGGAGAGCGCCUCGUCCGCCGCCUGCGCACCCGCUAUCUGUCUGCUUUGUUGCGCCAGGAGGCUGCCUUCUUCGACGGCAUGCCUGCCGGUGAGGUCGCCUCGCGCCUGGAUACCGACCUGCAGACCAUCCAGGCCGGCGUGUCCGAGAAGGUCGGCAUCUACAUUGCCAGCUUGUCCUAUUUCUUGGCCGCUUAUGGCGUAGCCUUUAUCAUGGAUGCCCGCCUCGCCAUCAUUCUGUUUUCUUUGGUGCCGACAUAUUGGGCCAUGACGAAAUUAGGUGGCUACUUCACUGCCAAGUACUCCAAGCAAGUGCAAGAGGCCGUUGCUGAAGCCAAGUCUCGUCUGGAGGGGAUUUUUGCUGGCCAUUUGCUGAAGGUGCAGCCCGCUGCUAUUGGCCAAUUCAUUACCGCCGCCCUUCAGCUGGGCGGUUUGUACUUGAUUGCAUACACUGCCAAUGCCGUGGCUAUCUGGCAAGGUAGCCAGCAGAUUGCAGAUGCAAUUGUUGACCAGACCGACUUCACCGUCGGCCGCGUGUAUACGUGUAUUCUGGUUCUGGUUGAUGCAUCUUUUAUCCUCACUCAGGUCGCUCCUUUCCUGCAGAUUUUCUCUGGAGCAGCUGUGUCUUCGAAGAAGCUCUUCGAGACUGUCGACCGCGAGUCUAAGAUUGACGGCACCUCCGACUUCCACGGCCAAAUUCCGCCGACCUUUGAGGGUGGCUUCGAGCUUCAAGAUGUCCGCUUCCGCUAUCCCUCGCGCCCGGAUGCACAGGUUCUCGAUGGUGUUUCUCUUAGCAUUGAGCCCAAGAAAAUUACCGCUCUUGUGGGUUCCUCCGGCAGCGGCAAGUCUACGCUGGCUUCCCUUCUCCCGCGAAUCUACGAUCUCGAGGACGGUGAAGGCUCCAUUCUCGUCGAUGGCAUGGAUAUCAAGGAGAUCAACACACGGUUCCUGCGCAGUAACAUCGCCAUCGUCGAGCAGAACCCCUCUCUCUUCGACGUCUCCAUUCUCGAGAACAUUGCUUUUGGUCUGAUUGGAUCGCCGCGCCGUGACCACCUCUUUCUGCAGGACACCAUCAGCGACGGCAGCCUGAGCGAGUGCGUUCAAAAGGUCCAGAAGGGAUCCACCUUUGACAUUGCAGCAGACGCCGCAUGUAAGCAGGUCAUCCGCUUGGUGCAGGAAGCUGCGAGUCGCGCCGGUGUCACCGAGUUCGCGAACAACAUGGAACAUGGCCUGGCGACGCAGGUUGGCCCUGGCGGUAGACAGCUUUCUGGUGGCCAGAAGCAGCGUGUAGCUAUUGCCCGUGCCCUGAUCCGCGACGCGCCCGUGCUUGUCCUUGACGAAGCAACAUCUGCCUUGGAUUCGUUCUCCGAGCAGACGAUCCAGAAAUCGCUGGAGGAAACCUGCCAGGGCAAGACCAUCGUUAUCAUUGCACACCGUCUGGCAACUGUCAAGAAUGCGGACAAAAUCAUCGUCAUGGCUAAGGGCAAGGUUGAGGAAGAAGGUGGCUACAAUGAGCUUCUGCAAAGAGACGGCAUCUUUGCUUCACUCGUCAAGAUUCAGGACAUCCAGAAGGAAGAAGACAAGGCCUCCACCCAGCAGCUGAUUGAUGCCGGCGAGAGGGGAGAAUCAUCCGCGGCUGGCAGCAGCGGCUUUUCCGAAAAGAAAAAUGCGGACAUGGGCGAUAUCAGUCUGGACUCUGAUGACGAUGACGAAGACCUUCCGCUACUUGAUUCCCAGGUCAACCCGGAGCUUUCUGUUGUGAAAGACAAGAAAGACGAGCAGCAGCGCUCAUUCAUCUCCACCUUGAUUGCCAUCAUCGGUCUUGCCCGUAGAUGGCGCCUGUACAUCAUUGUCGGCGUCAUCGCAGCUGUUAUCGUUGGCGGCUCUCAUUCGGCUGAAGCUCUAAUUUUCGGUAACAUGAUUUCGCAUAUUAACCCGUGCGAAGAGGAGUCUCUUGUCCGUUGGGGUGGUAUUUUCUUCUCCCGUCUCUUCUUCCUCCUCGCUCUCCUUGAGUUUAGCGCUUCAGUAACGCGCGGCUCUGCCUUCGGUUUCGUUUCCGAGAAAUUGCUGGUCAAGACACGGAUCCUGACUCUACGUUCGCUUCUCCACCAAGAUGUGGCAUGGCACGAAUCCGAGGGCCGCACCCCUGACACUCUGCUCUCGUAUAUCACGACCGAUACUAACAGCUUAAGUGGUAUGACCGGCUCUGUGCUGGGUAUCUCUUUUUCUAUUAUUGUCAGCUUAGUCCUGGGUGUUACCAUCUCCCAUAUCGUCGCCUGGAAGAUCGCUAUUGUCCUUCUAGCCACGGUCCCAAUCCUGCUACUCUCAGGCUACCUGCGUCUCCGCAUGUACGCGCGCUUCCAUGAAAAGCAUGCUAAGGCAUUUAGCACGUCUGUUGGUGUGGCUAAGGAGGCAGUAGACUGUAUUCAGACGGUCGCUGCGUACUCGCUUGAAAACCUAGAGCUUUCCGUGUAUCAGCGCGCUCUGAAGGAGCCAUACGAUGCGACGAUCCAAGGUAUUACUAUCGGAAAUUUCUGGUUGGCCCUGUCGUACAGCAUCAGCAACCUCAUCUACGCGCUAGCAUACUGGUGGGGCGCAAAGAAGACGGCCGAUGGCACCUACACGCAAACGCAGUUCUUCAUCGUCUUGCCGGCCCUCCUGUUCUCGGCUCAGAGCUGUGGUCAGUUCUUCUCGCUCGCGCCUGAUAUCUCCCGCGCUGGUGUCGGUGCCCGACGCAUCCUCGACCUUAUUGAUCGUGCGCCGCUCGACCCGUCCGCGGGCAAGUACCAGGACGCGCAAGGAGGCGACGUCUUCACGUCGUUCGAGGACGAGGAGUAUGACCCCGAAGUCGACGGUGAUGAGACGACCGGGCUUGCGAUGAAGCAGUUCGGCAAGUCUCGACGUAGCCAAAACCAGCAGGGCAUGUCGGUAUCGUUCGAGGACGUGCGAUUCGCAUACCCGUCGCGGCCCAACAUCGAGGCCCUCAAGGGGCUGACGCUGGACAUCAAGGCAAACCAGUUCGCAGCUCUGACAGGCCACUCGGGCUCGGGCAAGUCGACGACACUGGCGCUGCUCGAGCGCUUCUACCGGCCAUCCUCGGGCACGGUUAAGCUCGACGGCCGGGCCCUCACCUCGACCGACCUCUCCUUCCGCGACGACGUCGCCCUCGUGCCGCAGGACUCGUGCCUCUUCGACGGCACCAUCCGCUUCAACAUCGCCCUCGGAGCUCCCCCCGGCGUGCGCGUCUCCGACGCCGACAUCGAGACGGCCUGCCGCGCCGCCAACAUCCACGACACCAUCAUCUCCCUGCCCGAAGGCUACGACACGCGCUGCGGCUCCAAGGGCUCGCAAUUCUCCGGCGGUCAGCGCCAGCGUCUAUCCAUCGCACGCGCGCUGCUGCGUAAGCCCCGUCUGCUCCUGCUCGACGAGCCCACGUCGGCCCUCGACGCCGAGAGCGAGCGCAUCUGGCAGACGACCCUCGACGGCCUCAUGACGGGCGACGUCACCGUCAUCGUCAUCGCUCAUCGUCUUGCCACCAUCAGGAAGGCGGAUGUGAUUUUCUUGAUCGAGGGCGGAACCUGCGUUGACAGGGGCACGCAUGAGGACCUGUUUGCGCGCAGCGAGAGUUAUAAGAACAGCGUGAUGCACCAGACGCUGAGGUAG
Lasiodiplodia theobromae is the source of this 4005-nucleotide messenger RNA. Its product is annotated as Multidrug resistance protein. The transcript has 4 exons. Gene Ontology annotation, biological process: transmembrane transport. NCBI's taxonomy places the organism in Eukaryota, Fungi, Ascomycota, Dothideomycetes, Botryosphaeriales, Botryosphaeriaceae. Gene Ontology annotation, cellular component: membrane. The record is from RefSeq and is a predicted model, not a curated record. The coding region runs from base 1 to 4005 and encodes 1334 amino acids. Gene Ontology annotation, molecular function: ATP hydrolysis activity; ABC-type transporter activity; ATP binding.